Eptesicus fuscus (big brown bat) is the source of this 7927-nucleotide messenger RNA. It is a transcript of the gene CEP250, whose product is annotated as centrosomal protein 250. NCBI's taxonomy places the organism in Eukaryota, Metazoa, Chordata, Mammalia, Chiroptera, Vespertilionidae. Gene Ontology annotation, biological process: cilium assembly. Bases 217 to 7545 code for a protein of 2442 amino acids. The record is from RefSeq and is a predicted model, not a curated record. The transcript is spliced from 33 exons.
GGGCCUGGCCCCGGCCGGGCGGUGGGCCCGUUCCCGGCCAGGCCUUAGCUGCGGCUUCGGCCGCUCCCGCGCGGAGCGACAGGCUGGGGGAUCCGCGGACCGAGCGCGGUGAGCUCAAGAGAAGGUCCAAGUGGCACAGCAAUGAUUAGAGACCCUGCUGGGAGCGAACAGCCUCUGGCUGCAUAGGGGCCGGUGGGCUUAUCGUCUGGUGCCUCCAUGGAGACAGGAGGCCCUGGAUUGAACAAUAUGAAGCCCCAGUCACUGCAGCUGGUGCUGGAGGAUCAGGUGCUGGCGCUACAGCAGCAGAUGGCAGAGAACCAGGCAGCCUCCUGGCGGAAGCUGAAGAACUCCCAGGAGGCCCAGCAGAGGCAAGCAGUCCUUGUGAGGAAGCUUCAGGCCAAGGUGUUGCAGUACCGGAGCUGGUGCCAAGAGCUGGAGAAGCAGCUGGAAGCCACUGGGGGACCGAUCCCUCAGAUGUGGGACAGUGUGAAGGAGCCAAACUUGGAACAGCUGCUGAUGCGAUUGGAGGAGGAACAACAGAGGUGUGAGAGUCUAGCAGAGGUGAACACUCAGCUUCGGCUACACAUGGAGAAAGCUGACGUGGUCAAUAAAGCACUUCGGGAAGAUAUGGAAAAACUGACAGUAGAUUGGAGCCGGGCCCGGGAUGAGCUGAUAAGGAAGGAGAGCCAGUGGCGCAUGGAGCAGGAGUUCUUCAAGGGCUACCUGAAAGGGGAGCAUGGUCGCCUUCUCAGUCUGUGGCGGGAGGUGGUGACCUUCCGACGCCACUUCCUGGAAAUGAAGUCAGCCACUGACAGAGACCUGACGGAGCUCAAGGCUGAGCAUGUGAAGCUUUCAGGAUCCCUGUUGACCUGUUGUCUGCGCUUGACUGUGGGAACACAGUCUCGGGAACCUGAUGGAUCUGGGCGACUAGAUGGGAGUGCGCCAACCCAGCUGCUGCUGCUACUAGCCAGGACCCAGGAGCUGGAGAAGGAAGCCCAUGAGAGGAGCCAGGAGUUAAUGCAGCUGAAGAGUCAAGGGGAUCUGGAGAAGGCCGAGCUUCAGGAUCGGGUGACCGAGCUCUCUGCUCUUCUGACCCAGUCUCAGAAGCAAAAUGAAGAUUACGAAAAGAUGGUGAAGGCUCUGAGAGAGACAAUGGAGAUCCUGGAGACAAAUCAUGCAGAAUUAAUGGAGCAUGAGGCAUCUCUUAGUAGGAAUGCCCAAGAGGAGAAGCUGUCAUUACAGCAAGUGAUCAAGGAUAUAACCCAGGUCAUGGUGGACGAAGGGGACAAUAUGUCCCAAGGCUCUGGUCAUGAGAGCACCUUGGAGCUGGACUAUAGUGACUUCUCCUCCCAGUUUGACUCCCAGGACCCAGACAAGGCUGUAACUCUGGUGCGUUCAGUGCUGACUCAGAGACGCCAGGCUGUGCAAGACCUAAGGCAGCAGCUUUCAGGCUGUCAGGAAGCUGUGAGCUUCUUGCAGCAGCAGCAUAAUCAGUGGGAGGAAGAAGGUGAGGCCUUGAGGCAGCGGUUACAGAAGCUCACUGGGGAGCGGGACUCUCUGGCCGGGCAGACUGUGGACCUCCGGGGAGAAGUGGACGCGCUCAGCAAGGAGCGAGCGCUCCUGCAGGAGACCCGGGGAGAGCUGCAGCAGCAGCUGGCGGUGCUGGAGCAGGAGGCCUGGCGCCUGCGCAGGACAAACAUGGAGCUGCAGCUGCAGGGGGACUCUGCUCAGGGCGAGAAGGAGGAGCAGCAGGAGGAGCUGCACCUGGCUGUCCGAGAGAGGCAGCGCCUUCAGGAGAUGCUGGCCGGCCUGGAAGCCAAACAGUCAGAAUCACUCAGUGAACUGAUCACUCUUCGGGAAAACCUGGAGUCAAGUCGCCUGGAAGGGGAGUUGCUGAGGCAAGAGCAAACCGAAGUGACCGCAGCGUUGGCGAGGGCAGAACAGUCCAUUGCAGAGCUGUCGAGUUCUGAGAACAGCCUGAAGGCUGAGGUAGCUGAUCUUCGGGCUGCAGCUGCCAAGCUCAGCGCCUUAAACGAGGCUUUGGCCUUAGAUAAAGUCACGCUGAACCAGCAGCUUCUCCAGUUAGAACAGGAGAACCAGUCUGUGUGCAGCAGAAUGGAGGCCGCAGAGCAGGCGAGAAACACUUUGCAGGUGGGCCUGGCAGAGGUAGAGAGGAGCAGGGAAGCCCUGUGGGAAAAGAACACUCACCUGGAGGUCGAGCUGCAGAAAGCAGAGGAGACCGGGGCUCAGCUGCAGGCAGAUCUCAGGGGCAUCCAAGAAGAGAAGGAAGAACUUCAAGAGAAACUAAGCGAGGCACGUCACCAGCAGGAGGCAGCCUCAGCUCAGCUGGAGCAGCUACAUCAGGAAGCAAAGCGACAAGAAGAAGUGCUGGCCCGGGAAGUUCAGGAGAAGGAGGCCCUAGUUCGGGAGAAGGCAGCUCUAGAGGUGCGGCUGCAGGCUGGGGAGCGGGACCGGCAGGACCUCUCUGAUCAACUACUGGGGCUCAGCUCAGCCAAGGAGUUCCUGGAGAGCAGUCUGUUUGAGGCCCAACAACAAAAUUCUCUGAUAGAGGUCACCAAGGGGCAGCUGGAGGUCCAGAUUCAAACUGUCACUCAAGCCAAGGAAGUAAUCCAAGGGGAAGUAAGGUGCUUGAAGCUGGAACUGGACACUGAACGGAACCGGGCAGAGCAGGAGCGGGAUACAGCAGCCAGACAGCUUGCCCAGGCUGAGCAAGAGGGGCAGACUGCCCUGCAGCAGCUGAAAUCAGCCCAUGAGGAGGAGGUGAACCAGCUCCAGGAGAAAUUGGAGAAAGAGUGCUCCCGGCACCAGCAGGAACUGGGUAAGGCUCUGGAGACCCUAGAGAGGGAGAAAAUGGAGCUAGAAAUGAGGCUGAGGGAGCAGCAGGCAGAGACUGAGGCUCUCCGGACCCAGAAGGAAGAAGAACGGGCCAAGGCCGAGAGCGCCCUAUGCCAGAUGCAGCUCGAGACAGAGAAGGAGAGGGUGUCCCUCCUGGAGACGCUGCUGCAGACCCAGAAGGAACUGGCAGAUGCCAGCCAGCACCUGGAACGGCUGAGGCAGGACAUGAAGGUUCAGAAGUUAAAGGAACAGGAGACCAUUGGAAUGCUGCAGACGCAGCUCCGGGAGGCUCAGCGGGAGCGGGAGCAGGCAGCCCAGCAGCACAGAGAUGACCGCACUGCCCUCCGAGGAGAGAGCAGCUCCCUGCUACAGGAUAAGAUAGACCUGCAGAAGCAGGUGGAGGACUUGAAGUCUCAGCUGGUUUCCAAGGAUGACUCCUGGAGGCUGGUGGAGCAGGAGGUUCAGGAGAAGCGGAGAGAGGCCCAGGAAUGUGGCCGAAUUCAGAAAGAGUUGGAAAGAGACAAAGCCAGCCUGACUCUGUCUCUAGUGGAAAAGGAACAGAGACUCCUUGUUUUAGAAGAAGCUGACUCUGUUCGACAACAGGAGCUGAGUUCCCUGCGCCAGGAUCUGCAGGAGGCCCAGGGAGGGCAGAAAGAGCUCAGUGCCCAGGUGGAACUACUGAAGCAGGAGGUAAAGGAAAAAGAAGCUAAUUUUCUGGCCCAGGAAGCACAACUGCUGGAGGAGCUAGAAGCAUCUCGAGUAACAGAGCAGCAGCUGCGAGCUUCCUUGUGGUCCCAGGAAGCCAAGGAAGCCCAGCUACAGCUGCGGCUGCGCAGCAUGGAGAGCCAGCUGGAGGCGCUGGCUGCAGAGCAGCAGCCCGGGCACCAUGCCCAGGCCCAGCUAGCCAGCCUCUAUUCUGUCCUGCAGCAGGCCCUGGGGUCCGUUUGUGAGAGCAGGCCUGAGCUGAGCGGCGGGGGAGACUCUGCUCCCUCCUUCUGGGGUCCUGAGCCAGAUCAGAAUGGAGCGAGGGUCCUCUUUAAGAGAGGGCCCCUCCUGACAGCUCUCUCGGCUGAGGCGGUGGCGUCUGCCCUCCACAAGCUCCACCAAGACCUGCGGAAGACUCAGCAGGCCCGGGAUGAUCUGAGGAAUCAGGCACAGAAGCUGAAACAGCAUCUCACUGAUACAGAGGCUGAGAAGAGCCAGGUCCAAACAGAGUUGCAGGAUCUGCAGAGACAACUCUCCCAGAACCAGGAAGAGAAAUCCAAGUGGGAAGAAAAACAGAAGUCCCUAGAGUCUGAGCUGAUGGAACUGCACGAAACUGUGGCAUCCUUACAGAGUCGCCUACGGCGAGCAGAGCUGCAGGGAAUGGAAGCCCAGAAUGAGCGAGAGUUACUUCAGGCAGCUAAGGAGAACCUGACAGCCCAGGUGCAACAUCUGCAAGCAUCUGUCGCAGAAGCCAGGGCUCAGGCGAGUGCUGCAGGGGUCCUGGAAGAAAACCUGCGAACUGCUCGCUCUGCCCUGAAAUUGAAAAAUGAGGAGGUGGAGAGUGAGCGCGAGAGAGCCCAGGCUCUGCAGGAGCAGGGCGAGCUGAAGGUGGCCCAAGGAAAGGCUUUACAGGAGAACUUGGCUCUCCUGGCCCAGGCCCUCUCUGAAAGAGAAGGGGAGGUGGAGGCUUUGCAGGAAAAAAUCCAGGAACUGGAGAAGCAGCGGGAAAUGCAAAAGGCGGCUUUGGAAUUGCUGUCUCUGGACCUAAAGAAGAGGAAUCAAGAGGUGGAUCUGCAACAGGAACAGAUUCAGGAGCUGGAGAGGUGCAGGUCUGUUUUAGAGCAUCUGCCCAUGGCCGUCCAGGAGCGAGAGCAGAAGCUGACUGUGCAGAGGGAACAGAUCAAAGAGCUCGAGAAGGAUCAAGAGACGCAGAGGAAUGUGGUAGAACAUCAGCUUCUAGAACUCGAGAAGAGGGACCAAGUGAUCGAGUCCCAGAAAGGACAGAUUCAGGAUCUGAAGAAGCAGCUGGUUACUCUGGAGUGCCUGGCCCUGGAACUGGAGGAAAACCAUCGCAAAGUGGAGUGCCAGCAAAAGGCAAUUGAGGAGCUGGAGAGCCAGAGGGAGGUGCAGAGGGUGGCUCUGACCCACCUCACCCUGGACCUAGAGGAGAGGAGCCAGGAGCUGCAGGUGCAAAGCAGCCAGAUCCACGAGCUGGAGAGCCACAGCAGCCUUCUGGCAAGAGAGCUCCAGGAGAAGGAGCAGGAGGUGAAGUCCCAGCGAGAACACAUCGAGGAGCUGCAGAGGCAGAAAGAGCAUCUGACUCAGGACCUCCAGAGGCGGGACCAGGAGAUGGUGCUGCAGAAAGAGAGGAUUCAGGUCCUUGAAGAUCAGAGGACACUGCAGACCAAGAUUCUAGAGGAGGACCUGGAACAGAUCAAGCUUUCCUUGAGGGAGCGAGGCCGGGAACUGGCCUCUCAGAGGCAGCUGAUGCAGGAGCGGGCAGAGGAAGGGAAGGGCCAGAAUAAAGCACAGCGAGGGAGCCUCGAGCACAUGAAGCUAAUCCUGCGUGACAAGGAGAAGGAGGUGGAAUGCCAGCAGGAGCGUAUCCAGGAACUUCAGGAACACAAGGACCAGCUGGAACAGCAGCUCCAGGGCCUGCACAGGAAGGUGGGAGAGAUCAGCCUACUCCUGACCCAGCGAGAGCAGGAGAUAGUGGUCCUACAGCAGAACCUGCAGGAAGCCAGGGAGCAGGGGGAGCUGAAAGAGCAGUCACUUCAGGGCCAGCUAGAAGAGGCCCAGAGAGCCCUGGCCCAGAGGGACCAGGAGCUCCAGGCCCUGCAGCAGCAGCAGCAGCAGGCCCAGGGGCAGGAAGAGAUUGUGAAGGAAAAGGCAGGCACACUGCAGAGAGCUCUGGAGCAGGCCCACGUGACACUGAGAGAGCGCCAGGGAGAGCUUGAGGACCACAGGGAACAUGUGCAAAGACUCAAGGAAGAACUGACAGUGGAGGGACAACGGGCACAGGCCCUGGAGGAGGUGUUGGGUGACCUAAGGGCUGAGUUUCAGAAGCAGGAGAAGGCUCUGUUGGCCCUCCAGCAACAGUGUGCGGAGCAGGCACAGGAGCACGAGGCAGAGGCCAAGGCCUUGCAGGAUAGCUGGCUACAGGCAGAGGCCAUGCUUAAGCAACGGGACCAGGAGCUGGAGGCCCUGCGGGCAGAUAGCCAGUCCUCCCAGCGUCGGGAGGAGGCUGCCCGAGGCCAGGCUGAGGCUUUGCAGGAGGCUCUCAGCAAGGCUCAAGCUGCCCUGCAGGAGAAAGAGCAACAUCUCCUUGGACAGGCAGAACUGAGCCGCAGCCUAGAGGCCAGCACGGCCACCUUGCAGGCUGCCCUGGACUCCUGCCAGGCACAAGCCCGGCAGCUGGAGGAGGUCCUAAGGAAGCGGGAAGGUGAGAUCCAGGACCGGGAUCUCCGACACCAGGCGGCCGUGCAGGAGCUCCAGCAGGCGCUUGCACAGAGGGAUGGAGAAUUGAGACAUCAGAGGAAACAGAGGCAGCUGCUGGAGAAGUCUCUGGCCCAGAGGCUCCAAGAGGAUGUGAUCCAAGAGAAGCAGAAUCUGGGCCAGGAGAGAGGAGAGGAAGAGAUGAGGGGCCUUCAUGAGAGCCUAAAGGAGCUACAGCUGACUCUAGCACAAAGGGAAGAGGAGAUCCUGGAGCUGAGAGAGCAAAGGAAGAAUCUGGAGGCCUCAGCCCACAGCCGCAAAGCCUCCCCAGAGGAGGAGCCCUCUACAAAACUUGAUUCUUUAGGACCCAGGCUGCAGCAGGAGCUGGAGCGAUUACAGGCAGUCCUGAGGCAGACGGAGGCCAGGGAGAUUGAGUGGAGGGAGAAGGCCCAGGACUUGGCGCUGUCCCUGGCCCAGAGCAAGGCCAGUGUUAGCAGUCUGCAGGAGGUCGCCAUGUUCCUCCAAGCCUCUGUCCUGGAGCGGGACUCAGAACAGCAGAGGCUACAGGAUGAGUUGGAGCUCACCAGACAGGCCCUGGAGAAGGAGCGCCUCCACAGCCCUGGCCCGACCAGCAGAACAGAACAGGGACCCAGAGGAGAGGCAGGUGGACAGCUGGGCCAGGUCUCAGGGGUAGAGGCAGAGCCUAGUGCUGGGAUGGAGGAGAAGCAGCCAUGGGAACACAGGCUUGAACACCUGCAGCAAGCAGUGGCACAGCUGGAGGUUGACCGGAGCAGGCUACAGCACCACAAUAUCCAGCUGCGGACCACCUUGGAGCAGGUGGAGCGAGAGCGGAGGAAGCUGAAGAGGGAUUUCCUGCGCUCAUCGAGAUCAGGGGUCCUGGAGACCAGUGAAGCCACAGCAUCAUCCCCCACACCACAGAAUGGAAGAGGACAGAAGGGCUCUUCAGAGGCCAAGCACAUGGUUGAACUGCAGAAAGAGGUGGCCCUGCUGCGAGCCCAGCUGGCCUUGGAGCGGAAGCAGAAGCAGGACUACAUCGCUCGCUCGGUCCAGACCAGCCGUGAGCUAGCAGGCCUGCACCACAGCCUCUCCCACUCCCUUCUUGCCGUGGCCCAGGCCCCCGAGGCCACUGUCCUGGAGGCUGAGACCCGCAAACUGGACGAGUCCCUGACUCAGAGUCUGACAUCCCCAGGGCCAGUCCUGCUAUGCCCCAGCCCCAGCCCCCGUGCUUCCCAGGCCACCUCCAGGUAGCAGCCUCAGCCAGGGCAGGACUCAGGUCAGCCUGGGAGCACACAGACAGACAGACAGAUGGCUGUAGAGUGGGUGGUGGCCCCUCCACACAGCUGCAAGUUUGCCAAAGGAAAGGUCCAGCUGUUAUCUAACCUGGGAGCCCCAGGUCAGCUGGCAUUCCCAGGAAGAGAGAAGGAAACCUGCAAGGCUUGGGGGAAGGUCCCAACUGACAUGGGAAGGAGACAAGUUAACCUUGCCUGCUAGCCUGCAGAGUCCCCCAGAGGCAUGCCUUGCCCUGGCCCAGGGGCAUGUACUGCCUCUCUAGAAUUUAUUAUCCCAGCCCUUUGCCCUCUCCUUCCUCUUCCCUUUCCCCUUCAAUAAUAAACUCUAGAUUUUUGCAUUU